Sinocyclocheilus anshuiensis is the source of this 2545-nucleotide messenger RNA. Its product is annotated as mimecan-like. Gene Ontology annotation, cellular component: extracellular matrix. The coding region runs from base 706 to 1575 and encodes 289 amino acids. The transcript is spliced from 7 exons. Gene Ontology annotation, molecular function: protein binding. NCBI's taxonomy places the organism in Eukaryota, Metazoa, Chordata, Actinopteri, Cypriniformes, Cyprinidae. The record is from RefSeq and is a predicted model, not a curated record. Gene Ontology annotation, biological process: articular cartilage development; bone development.
AGGCAAACUUGUAAAUUACACAAACAAACUGAAAAUGUUCAAUCACAGUUGGGAUACGUAGAGAUGGAUAACUCUAAUUAAAGAGUUUGUUCAAUUUGGACCUGAUCUAUCCUAAUGUCCCACAAUCUAUCGCAAUUACCACUGUCCACCCAUUAUCUUGUUGCAGAUUCCUGCAAAACUAAUCCAGCUACUCUUUUUUUCUAGUGAAUGUACUGUAAAAUGCUAUCAAAGCUGGAUCCAACAUGAAGUCAAAAUUAAAAUGAACAAUAUAGCAAGGCUACUGAAAGAUGGACAAUAAUCAAAGAAUCUGGACCUGAUCUAUCCUAAUGUCCGGUCACAUUUCUGUGUUACCAUUGUCCUCCCACUGCUUUUCUUGCUUCUCUGAGAAGCUUAAAGAUUUAUUAGAAAAGCACAGAAUGAAAGAAGAGCCAAACAUGCCUCAAUAUUCCAAGAGAUCAGCAAACAUAAAAUUCUGAGCUACAAAGCAAAACUAACAAUCCUUUUCAUUGCCUUCUGCUGUUUUACGAACUGUUUUUUUUUUCCAGUGGACCACAAACAUGGCCAAACCCUGCAGGCGACACAGUGGUCUGAUCAGCUCAGAUGGGAAUGCGAAGGGUUAAGGCACCAAGAAAAUAGCCAACCACUGCCUGCACUGCGCUUCUGCUCUUUAACGUGGCAGAACACAUCCCAGAGUCUUUAGAUACAAUGGGGACGAGGCUGCGAAUGCUGAUAUCAGCAGUCAUAUUUGCAUCAUGGGUGCUCUCAGCAUCUGGUGCACACUAUCACACUCACAGGCAUCACAGACUGGAGGAUGUAGCACUUACUGAGGAAAUCGAUGAAAGGGCACAGAGGAAUAAGAGAGCGACAGAUGACAGCUACGCCCUUCUGCCUGCCGACACCCCCGGUGACUCUAGCACAGUGCCCCCUGUAGGAGACCCUUCAGACCUUCCAACUUGUCUACUGUGUGUGUGUCUAACUGGAUCUGUCUACUGCGAGGAGGUCGACCCAGAUAUGACAUCAGUGCCGGCUCUGCCAAAGGAGACAAACUACCUCUACGCUCGGUACAACAAGAUAAAAAAGAUAACAGCCAAAGAUUUCGGAGAUAUCGUGACUUUGAAGAGAAUCGACUUCACUGGAAACAUAAUUUCUGAGAUUGAAGAUGGUGCGUUUGCUAAGCUUACCAUGCUAGAGGAGCUCUCGCUAGCCGAAAACCAGCUGGUCAAGUUACCAAUGCUACCGGCAAAAUUAGUCUCCUUCAAUGCUAAUCACAACAAACUGAGGACCAAAGGAAUCAAGUCAAAUGCUUUCAAGAAAUUAAGCAAACUGGCACAUCUGUAUCUUGCUCAUAAUGAACUGGAGGCCGUUCCUCUCAUUCCAGAGACUGUCCGCACACUUCACCUUCAGAACAAUAACAUUUCAAGCGUGACCGUGGACACCUUCUGCAAAAGUAAUGACACAUACUACAUCCGCCCCAACAUGAACGAGAUCCGUAUGGAUGGAAAUCCCGUCAUCCUCGGCCAGUACCCCACCAGUUUCAUAUGCCUGCAGUCUCUGCCAAUUGGGCGAUACCAAUGAAAACCGAAUCAAAGGUACUCCACAGUGAGAAGUCCUUGGAUAGCCAAUGAUGAUGGCUAAAACCGAGAAGCAAAAGUCAUUCAAUCUCCUAGUGCCUGAGCACAGAUGAGUGUACAAAAAGUUAAUACCAUGAGAAUCUGUAUUAUAUAUCUAAUUAUGUAACAGCUGCCCAAACACUUAGAUUUCCUUUUGAUAUUGACUUUGUAGAUGAACCUAAACCACAAGUCUUUGAACUAAUAACUUUAUAUCCAUUGUAAAUAACCAACGGAGGCUACUGCUUAGUAAAAUGUGAGAUCAUGAAAAGCUGCAGUCAAGCUUCUAGUAUUCCUCAGAACUCUGUGAAUUUCUGACACUUUCUAGUACUGUUAAAAUGUCUUACUUUGGCUGAAAUUAAGAUGCCUGCUAAGUUAAAUAGAGGGCGAGGAACUCAUUCCAAGUUCCAAGUCACUGUUCUUUCCCAGCUGACUUUUACUUUAAUAUUUUGAAUAUUUAUAUGCUAAAUUUGUAAUUACUACCCAUGUGUGAAUUAAACAUGAAUAGACUGUACAGUAAAACAUUGUAUGAAAUCAACAUGUAAUGUUCACUUUAGUUGUUCAAAUACACUUUUUUUUUCUAAAACCUUGUGACUGGUUUGCUUUUAUCUUUUAUAACAACUAUGUCAGACAGCAGUUAAAGCAAAGAAAAAAAAUGCAGUUCCAAAAAGAGACCAAAACAACUGUCUGCAAAUUGCAAACCAAUCAAACCCAAAGAUUGUGCAUGCAGAAAGUUCUGGAAAAAGUGGGGUAAUAUUGUUCCAUUUAACUGGCCAAAUUGGCAGCCAUUACAGCACAAUGGUCCAAGCGGAAUGUUUUUCAUACUGACUCGAAGGCUUCAUUCCCAAACUUUCACUGCCAUCGAGUCAUGGAAUUUGUUCCCAAUCUGGCAUUUAGCAAUCUUUCUCAUACUUAUGAAAGUCUUAUGAUAUGUGCAU